CUUCCGGGUCGUUGAAGAACGGCGCACUGGCUCCUCCGUCAGCUAGUCGCAGCCGAGCAGCAAUGGUGCUCGGAGCGUCCGCACUCAGACUUUUGGGAAUCUCGGAGGAGCAAAUGAAAUGCCGGGGAAUAUGAGUAAAGAGGAUGGGCCUGGUCGGAGCGCGUCCCUGACGUUCACCAUCGACAACAUCCUCAACCUGAAGCAGCGGGACGGACCCAGGGCGCAGCCGGACUCUGGAUGGAAAAAUGAGUUUCAAGUGCGCUUUGAGGAGAUGUGGGACGUCCGGAGGAGGCAUGACAGCUGCCCGGAGGACGCAGCGCACGCGAAGCACCGCGGGGAGAGCGCGGCGCCACCGACCACCGGCUCCAGCCCCGGGACGCACGGCGCGCACGGCACCGAGGACGAAAAGGACGACAAGCGGCAGAAACACGCGCAGACCCACGCGGAAACCAAAGCUCUGGUGAAGAAGAAGACCCGCACCAUCUUCUCCAAGAGGCAGAUCUUCCAGCUGGAGGCCACCUUCGACAUGAAGCGGUACCUGAGCAGCUCGGAGCGGGCCUGCCUGGCCAGCUCCCUGCAGCUCACAGAGACCCAGGUCAAGAUCUGGUUCCAGAACCGGCGCAAUAAGCUCAAGAGGCAGCUGUCCACGGACAUGGAGGGGCCGCUGGCCAACGAACACUUCACGGACGCGGGGAAAAACGUGCAAUUCCAGACUUUUUACAAAGACAGCAGCCUGAUGGGCGGAUGUUUGUUACCGAUGCCGUUCCCGGUCCUGUACCCGACGGCGAACGCGGCGCCUUACAUUUACUUCUCCAACACUGGCAAAUACCUGGGCCUGUUCGACACGGACUGAGGAUUCCUCUGCGUGGACGGGCGGCGACAACGCGUGGAAGUGGGAUGAACUUUUCGUCUUAUUUUGGCUUUAGGCCGGACACUUUCCUUUUUUUUAAUGCAUUAAAUACAUUCAACUGAUCAUAUCAACAAACCAAGACAUGCAUGUGCCACUUUUAUACCUCCCUAAAUCUUUUUAUUAUUAUUAUUAUUAUUAUUAUUAUUAUUAUUAUUAUUAUUAUUAUUAUUUUCUUCAGAGAAAGCAUGAAUUCCAGAUUUUCCAGCCGUUUUAAUAUCUUUUGAAUGAAUGUCCGCUGAUGCUGCAUUGACUUUCUAUUUUCUUUUCUUUGGACUAAUCCUUCAUGUGUAUUUAUGGCCUUAUUGAUGUUCAUUCAAACACGUCUAUCAUGUUUUUUUUUUUAAUUUCAUAUGACAGACUGUUAAACUGUGAAUACAGUUUGUAUAUUAUGACAAUGAUAAUGAUGAUGAAUUUUGCAAUAAAAUGUGAUAUUCGCA
Molecule: messenger RNA, 1347 nt
Organism: Sphaeramia orbicularis (orbiculate cardinalfish)
Lineage: Eukaryota; Metazoa; Chordata; Actinopteri; Kurtiformes; Apogonidae
Product: homeobox protein HMX2-like
Exons: 2
Coding region: 119-853 (244 amino acids)
Biological process (GO): regulation of transcription by RNA polymerase II
Cellular component (GO): nucleus
Molecular function (GO): RNA polymerase II transcription regulatory region sequence-specific DNA binding; DNA-binding transcription factor activity, RNA polymerase II-specific
Source: RefSeq, a predicted model, not a curated record